AUGUUGACUCGCUCAGACUCAACAACAUCGACGGUUAUAAUACAGGACGAGGAGAUCAAUGGCAAUGUUCAACCACUCGGCGAACGAACAAUCAGCCUUCUUUUACGUGGACUGACGAAGACGAGUGGCCGAUUUAACAUCGAUUUAGAAAAUAUGUUGUCACCAGACAAGUUAAAUGAUUUAUUUUGCAACACAUCAUUUAAUUUGGACAACAUACAACAAUUUAAUUUGCAUCGUCUAUUAAGUACAUACCACGAUGAUAUUACUUUGGACGAAUUAGCCAAUUUAGGCUCAGUCAAAUUACUCAACUCAGUUGAUAUUGAGAAUGACUCUAUGUCAAUCGAUCAAUUGAUUUCAUCAACAAACAUAAAUGAAUUUAAACCAUUGCCCUCUUCUGUUCCAACUGUUGGUGUUGUUCACCAUAUUUUACCCAUUCGUAGAACACCAUCACCUGAUUUGAUUACCGAUUUUUUUCCGUUAUCAUCUGAUCCCGAAAGCUAUGAUUUUCAGUUGAAAACUGAAUGUGAAAACUAUGCAUAUCCACCCACCUAUACUCAAUUAAAUACGCUUGAAACAAUUAAAAUUGAUGCGCCUCAAUUACUUCCCACACCACCUCCAUCUACCUCGUUGGCUUCACAAUCUCACCGUUUUUUGUUUGAUGCUGCCGCUUUAACAGCCAUUGAACAUGAUCAUGCAUUUAUGUCAAAAAAGAUGCCAACAUCAACAUCAAGAAAACGUCGUCGUUCUCGUACACGACUUGAAUCAGCAUCAUCAAUUGGUUCAAAUGCAAUUCAAACAUCAGCAAUAACAACAUCGUCGUCAGAUACUUGUGUGUCAUCAAGAACUAAACGUUCACGCAAAUCUCAUAGUAUAAAUUGUGCUGAUGAUGUUAAAACCGCAGAUGAUUUAAAUCAUUAUUUGGAACGUCGACGACGAAACAACAUGGCAUCAAAAAGUUCACGUGCAGCUAGAAAACAAAAAUUUGGUGAGAUGGACGAUAAAUGUAAUGAAUAUGAAAAAUUAAACGAAGAAUUAAGAAGAAAAAUUUCUGUAUUAGAAACAGUAACAGCCGAAUUGAAAGUUGGAUUAGUACGAAGUUUUCAAACGGCUACAGUUAAUAAAACAGAAACUCAGUAUUAA
Messenger RNA from Didymodactylos carnosus, 1140 nucleotides. The record is from the annotation of a GenBank genome assembly. Lineage: Eukaryota; Metazoa; Rotifera; Eurotatoria; Philodinida; Philodinidae.